Messenger RNA from Annulohypoxylon truncatum, 804 nucleotides. Its product is annotated as phosphoglycerate mutase-like protein. Bases 77 to 685 code for a protein of 202 amino acids. The record is from RefSeq and is a predicted model, not a curated record. Gene Ontology annotation, cellular component: cytoplasm. The transcript has 5 exons. Gene Ontology annotation, molecular function: phosphatase activity. NCBI's taxonomy places the organism in Eukaryota, Fungi, Ascomycota, Sordariomycetes, Xylariales, Hypoxylaceae.
GUUAUGUUCUGUCCCUACGAAGGACAAUCCCCAGAUUCUUAAGCCCAAACUGUUUGAAUUCUACGAAAUACAAACCAUGCCACCAACCGUCAUUCUCAUACGUCAUGGCGAAGCUUUACACAACAUCACCAAUGACUGGUCACUUUUCGACCCAGGUCUUAGUGAUAGAGGCAUACAUUUAACCAAAAAUCUUCAGGGGGAGUUUGAGCCAGGUUUCCCUUUCAAGCCCGAAGAGUGCCUUAUAGUGGUAAGCCCUCUGAAAAGAACGUUAGAGACCGUCAAGUAUGGUUUCCAAUGGCUUCGAAAUCGUGGUGUUCGUGUCGAGGUUCGCGCCGAAUGGCAAGAAACAACGGACAACCCUUGUGAUAUUGGCACCCAUCCCGAGCUCAUCAAGUCACAGUGGCCAGACAUAGAUUUCUCGAAGUUGGACCCCGUCUAUCCCCAGAAGACUGGCUUGUAUGAGAAUUCAGAGGAGGCAUUUCAGAGAAGGGGAGCUUUCGCCAAAGAAUGGCUCUACAAUCGUCCCGAAAAAUGUGUCAUCGUUGUGACGCAUUCGGGCUUUAUUCGAAGACUUGUCACGGGACCAAAAUACAAGAACUUAGAGUACGGAUCGUAUAAGCUUGUCAAGAACUCGGAGGGUCUCGAACUUGAGGAGCUCCACAGGGUUAUCGUCAAUGAUUUAUAGGAUUACCGUCCAUGAUUGAGCCGGGUUAGAGGUACUGUGAAUAUCAAAGAUAAUGCAGAAACAAUGGGUCCCGUAGUUAUCAUAGGAAUUAAAAAUGCAAGAAAUUCCUGUCAAGUGCG